UCCCAAAGCCCUCGGGACAGCCUAGUCCUUUAACAGCACCCGGCAAGAGUACCGAUCUCGGAACCACUGUGAUUGGUUCUCGGAUGCUACCGAAGAAAGCGAGAGGAGAUUGGUCCAAACUUUGCAGCCGAUUCUGUGCCGACCCUAAAGACGAACCCUUGUUACAAAUCAAAACCGCCUUGGAACGGCAAGUUUCAUCUUCUCUAAGGCUCCUGGCCUGACGCCUGCGCAAACUGUAGAGCCGGAGCUAUGGCGACCCUGUACCCCCCAGCAGAGGGAGUACAGUCGGACCUCUCCUCUGCUACCCAGCAGGAGGAAAAGCCGCAAACACCCAACUAUGCUGUCAAACUUACUCUUUCCGGGCACUCGGCGGCCAUAUCAUCAGUUAAAUUUAGUCCUAACGGAGAAUGGCUAGCAAGUUCUGCUGCUGAUACACUGAUUAUAAUUUGGGGGGCAUAUGAUGGGCAAUGUAAGAAAACACUCUGUGGUCAUAAUCUGGAAAUAUCAGACGUUGCCUGGUCUUCAGAUUCUAGUCGUCUCGUUUCUGCCUCAGAUGAUAAGACUCUAAAGUUAUGGGAUGUGAGAUCUGGAAAAUGUUUGAAAACACUGAAGGGACACAGUGAUUUCGUCUUCUGCUGUAACUUCAACCCGCCAUCCAACCUCAUUGUUUCGGGGUCUUUUGAUGAGAGUGUGAAAAUAUGGGAGGUGAAAACAGGAAAGUGCCUCAAAACAUUGUCUGCCCAUUCGGACCCUAUUUCUGCUGUACAUUUUAAUUGUAAUGGGUCCUUGAUAGUGUCGGGGAGCUAUGAUGGUCUUUGUAGAAUCUGGGAUGCUGCGUCAGGCCAGUGUUUGAAAACACUUGCUGAUGAUGGUAACCCUCCCGUGUCCUUUGUAAAAUUUUCUCCAAAUGGUAAAUAUAUUCUCACUGCAACUUUGGACAAUACUCUUAAACUGUGGGAUUACAGCAGAGGCAGAUGCCUGAAGACAUACACUGGCCAUAAGAAUGAGAAAUACUGCAUAUUUGCCAAUUUCUCUGUUACCGGUGGAAAGUGGGUUGUGUCUGGCUCAGAGGACAACAUGGUUUACAUCUGGAACCUUCAGACUAAAGAGAUUGUACAGAAGUUACAAGGUCACACAGAUGUUGUGAUCUCAGCAGCUUGUCACCCUACAGAGAACAUCAUUGCAUCCGCAGCAUUAGAAAAUGACAAAACAAUUAAACUAUGGACAAGUGACUGCUAAGGUCUCUGGCAGUCACUGACAAGAGCUAAGUUAGAAGCAAAAGAGAAAGGAUGAUUUCUCUUAAGUUUGGCAUGGUUUUAUAAUUUGUUUCAAAUUGUCUCUGAUUGUGUGAGCUUGAGACAUUUUAAUUUGUGAAAUGAAACUACUGUUUAUAAAAGCAAGUCUAGGUCCUG
Phodopus roborovskii (desert hamster) is the source of this 1412-nucleotide messenger RNA. RefSeq names its product WD repeat domain 5B (gene Wdr5b). The transcript has a single exon. NCBI's taxonomy places the organism in Eukaryota, Metazoa, Chordata, Mammalia, Rodentia, Cricetidae. The record is from RefSeq and is a predicted model, not a curated record. Bases 250 to 1239 code for a protein of 329 amino acids. Gene Ontology annotation, molecular function: protein binding.